AUGUGCGAAGACGGCAAAUCAGAAGCCACAGCAGAGGCCGGGGCGACCUCGUCUCGCGUCCACCCGCCGAGUACAAGCGGACGCAGCGGACGGAGCUCAAGACUGCCCACGCCGGAAUCUCUCCUCCAGGACCCAGACGGCCGCCGUGUUGCUCGCACUUUUCUCGCCGACAGCUUGAUAGACAUGCGUCUUCCACCUCGAGCAAGCCCGUCGUCUCCUCGACCUAGAAUGAAACGGGGCAUCGACCAAGUCGUCAGUGGUAGCUUGCCUCCAUCGCCAGACAAGAUGUUUCUCGAGCUAGACGAGCAGCAUGAAGAGGCUAAGAGGGCCAGACCUACUACCCCCGUCUCACACCGAGACCCCAAACCUGAAGAAGUCGUUGUCGAGGGCCAGGACAGCAAGAGGCAGAGAAGACUGCCUAUUCGUGGCAGCAACCCUACGCCCAAGGCAGCACCGACAUCCGCGGCUCAAACGACUGACAGCGGCGGCAACGGCAAGUCGAACAGACGACCCUACCAGUCAAGCUCGAGCCCAGAGCAGCAAAAGGGUUGA
Colletotrichum gloeosporioides is the source of this 552-nucleotide messenger RNA. RefSeq lists its product as uncharacterized. The coding region runs from base 1 to 552 and encodes 183 amino acids. The record is from RefSeq and is a predicted model, not a curated record. The transcript has 2 exons. NCBI's taxonomy places the organism in Eukaryota, Fungi, Ascomycota, Sordariomycetes, Glomerellales, Glomerellaceae.